This is a messenger RNA of Eptesicus fuscus (big brown bat), 3543 nucleotides long. It is a transcript of the gene FBXW8, whose product is annotated as F-box and WD repeat domain containing 8. Lineage: Eukaryota; Metazoa; Chordata; Mammalia; Chiroptera; Vespertilionidae. The record is from RefSeq and is a predicted model, not a curated record. Gene Ontology annotation, cellular component: ciliary basal body; Cul7-RING ubiquitin ligase complex; centriole. Gene Ontology annotation, biological process: protein ubiquitination; cilium assembly. The transcript has 12 exons. The coding region runs from base 56 to 1852 and encodes 598 amino acids. Gene Ontology annotation, molecular function: protein binding.
GUCCCGUGGCACCCGGCACGGCCGAGGACGACACGGAGGGCCGGCGGCGAGGGCCAUGGACAACCACAGCCUGGACGAGUUCCGCCGGCGCUGGCAGGAGGAGCUGGCGCAGGCCCAGGCGCUGAGGAAGCGGCGGCGGCCCGAGGCUGCCGAGCGGCGGGCACGGCGGCCCGAGGUGGCCCCCGGGCGCGGCGAGCAGGCCUCGGGGUACCUGGCGCUGGCGCAGGGCCUUCUGGAGGGCGCGAGCCGGCCCCCGGCGGCGCGGGCGACCAGGGCCGAGAGGCAGGACGCGGCGAGCCGUUCCCGCUCCCCGCCAGCCCGUGACGGGGCCGGGGGCGCGGAGCAGCUGGUGGACCAGCUCAUCCGAGACCUGAAUGAAAUGGACGAUGUGCCCUUCUUUGAUAUCCAACUGCCUUAUGAAUUGGCAAUCAAUAUAUUUCAGUAUCUGGACAGGAAAGACCUGGGAAGGUGUGCACAGGUGAGCAAGACGUGGAAGGUGAUUGCAGAAGAUGAAGUGCUCUGGUACCGGCUGUGCCAGCAGGAAGGGCACCUUCCCGAGAGCAGCAUCUCCGAUUAUUCUUGCUGGAAGCUCAUCUUCCAGGAGUGCCGAGCCAAGGAGCACAUGUUAAGAACCAACUGGAAGAAUCGCAAGGGAGCCGUGAGUGAGCUGGAACACAUUCCUGAUGCUGUUUUAUGUGACGUGCACUCUCACGACGGUGUGGUCAUUGCUGGAUACACAUCAGGGGACGUGAGGGUGUGGGACACCCGCACCUGGGACUACGUAGCCCCCUUCCUGGACUCCGAGUAUGAGGAGGACGAGCCUGGAAUGCAGCCAUAUGUCUCCUUUGUGAGGAUAAACAGCUCGCUGGCAGUAGCAGCUUAUGAGGAUGGAUUUCUUAAUAUUUGGGAUCUAAGGACUGGAAAGUAUCCUAUCCACCGCUUUGAGCACGAUGCAAGAAUCCAGGCACUAGCCCUCAGCCAGGAAGAUGCCACUGUUGCCACGGCUUCUGCUUUCGAUGUUGUGAUGCUGUAUCCCAAUGAGGAAGGAUAUUGGCAAAUAGCUGCGGAAUUCGAAGUUCAGAAACUGGUUGACUACCUUGAGAUAGUUCCAGAUACCGAAAGGUACCCUGUGGCAGUGGCCACCGCUGGAGAUCUGGUGUACCUGCUGAAGGCUGACGACUCUGCCAGAACCCUCCACCACGUCUACGGGCAGCCCGUCACCUGUCUGGAUGUCUCGGCCAACCAGGCUGCUUUUGGAGUGAAGAGUCUAGGAUGGGUGCACGAAGGAAACAAGAUCCUGGUCUACAGCCUGGAAGCAGAACGAUGCAUCUCGAAGCUGGGCAACGCGCUUGGCGACUUCACCUGCGUCAACCUCAGGGACAGCCCUCCCAACCUCAUGGUCAGCGGCAACAUGGACAGGAGGGUGAGGAUCCAUGACCUCCGCACCAACAAGAUCGCCCUCUCGCUCUCUGCACACCAGCUUGGCGUCUCCGCAGUGCAGAUGGACGACUGGAAAGUUGUCAGUGGAGGCGAGGAGGGCCUGGUCUCCGUGUGGGACUAUCGGAUGAACCAGAAGCUGUGGGAGGUGCAUUCCAGACACCCCGUCCGCCACCUCUCCUUCACCAGCCACAGCCUCAUCACGGCCAACGUGCCCUGCGAGCGGGUGGUGCGCAGUGCCGAUCCGGACAGCUUGGCCACGCACAGGAGGCACCGGGGGCUGGUCCACGCCUACGAGUUCGCAGUGGACCGGCUGGCCUUGCAGAGUGCUCUUCCCGCCUGCCGCCCGUCCUGCGACACCACGGCGGGGAACAGCUAUGACCUCGCGCUCGCCUUCCCCUACGACAGCACUUAGGGGACAAUGAGAAAUGGAAGAACAACAGAGGACCUCUGCUCCGGGUUUCAAAGAUAUUUUCUACAUAAUCACUGAAUAGACAGCAUCCUCCAAGUGGGACGGAUGGUGAUUCUACACGGGAGGAACCGUCAUGUCAAACCACUAAGAUAAAGCCACGGCGAGAGAACUGUUCCGUUUGACAAACAGCUUCCACUUCCAGAGGGUGAAGUGGCAAACCAUUGCCUUACUCUUGGUUUACAGUGUUGGCGGCAGCCACCUGCUAGACCUUCAGGACAUCCCAGUAACACGGACACAACUACAGAGAAGCAAGACCAUGCUCGAGGGAGUUAGCAACAGAUCACAGCAGCAAAACCACUUAAGCACAGGAUGUACUUAGCUAAUAUACAAGUUGACCCAAUAGAUACAUAUGCCAUUUGUACCUUCCCACAUACCCGUAGACUGUCACAGAAAGUGACGGACACCAAGAAAGAUACCAGGCCGGCCUUCCUCAGUCACCCUGAACCCUAAAUGCAAUAAAACUGGCAACCAACAAAAAGCUAAAGAACCAAAACAUCUGCAGGUUCCAAACACUCCGACUUAACUUGGUUUUGAAGAAGGAAAUUCAGAACGACCUGAGUGACCAUGAACGUACCAUAUCCAGCCCCGGGGAGGCUCACCUCCGCAUGCUUAGACCAGCGGGGUGGCCACGCCAGUGGAGCUUGCACACGAGCGUGUGGAAUGGGCCCAGCCCUGCGGGCCAUCAGAGUCCCAGCACCUUUGAUGGUGAAGGUUCCGAUUGCUUAAGGUCGUCCUUAAAGUCCCACGUCCACUGGGAGGCCAGUGGAGCCGUGACUGGGAACUGUCACUUCUCCGCCAGCCUGCCCUCCGGGAUCGGGAGGCGGCAUUGUCAGAUGGCUCUGCCUCCUUCAGCCCCACGAGCUCAGGAGUGAAGCCGCUGCAGUUAGCAAAGGAGGGAUUUCCUCACUGUCACUCGGGGUUCUGACCCCUCGCUUCUGUAAGGUGUUCAUCUCUGUCUUAAUGCCACUGGACCACUGGGUAACAUUUUUCCUUUUAAGGAACAGUUCUGCUCAGUCUGAUCUCCCAGUUCAUUCCUCCGUACUAGCUUUGCAGCAAUUUUACAUAAUUGAACAGUUUAAAGAAAUCAGGCCCAGACAAUUACACCAAAAUUAAAAAGUUUUAAACUACUGUUAUUCACUGCAACAGCUGGUCCAGUGUAAAAUGUUACAAGCACAGGUUCCCCUCCCCCCCAUUCCUGAAAGUGUCUGGGUUUUGCAAAGAAGCGUUUGUCACCCAAACCGUCAUCUCUCAGCACGCCCACCUCAGUGUUUUCCGCUGUAAACUAUACCCCGGAGCCACGGACCGGGUGGGGCAAGGGUCAGAGUCCCUUUAUAAACCGCUAUUUGCCCAGCAGCAGAGAAAGGCAUGGCCAUGUCCACCCCUCUGCUCACCCCCGGGGCUGUUCCUCCCCGUGGGCUGUUUUCAGGGAGCUGCUCCCCGUUCUGAGCUGGUUGUGGAUCUGACCUCUGCUUCCCAAGCUCUUCCCUGCUGUCUCCCCGCAGAAGAGGGGACUGGGAUGUGCUGCAGGGACCAAGGGCCAGACUCCAGGCUCUGUGUCUUUCUCAAAAUGUAUGACUGCUUUCUGCUUCAUUACUAUGUCUAUGUUGGUUCUAAUAUUAAAUUUCGAAAAUGUU